AUGACUACGGAUACCAGUCAUAGUGGCUCGGGAGAUGGAGAGCAGCGACAACCGGCUGCAGAACGAAACGCUGCGUAUGUGCCUCGCUUCAGGCGCAUGGACAAGACUGGAAGACCAGUCAACAUUGACGAUACAAUGGUCACGGUGUACUACGACAGUCCUAGAUCUCGUGCAGGCAGAUCCAGCGUAUGGGUGUCGAAGAAGUUGCUCAUAGCCGAGAGCGCAUAUUUCAGAGCAAUGCUUGAGGGUUCAUUCAAGGAGUCGAUUACCGGUGUCAUCCACCUCCACGAGGAUAGCGUGCAAGCAGCAAAUUAUGCUCUUCGAUCCAUCGCAACAGGUGAUCCAAAGUCCUAUCUUCGAGCAGUAGCUCAGAAUAACGAUCGAACCUUUACUUCGAUUGAAGCCGCCCAGGACUUGUAUACUUUCACCGACAAGUACGGAAUGACGUCCCUCCAUGAGUUCAUCGUCGACGAGAUGCUACCAGGGGUUUGGGCUCGGGUAUGGGUUGGUGAAGAACGCACCAUGAAUUCUGUGCUCCGCUGUCGACUCACCGCAGCUGAUUUCAAGCGCGAUCACUACGACCACUUCACCCAGUACUUCUCCGAGUUUCCCAAGGACCUAUGGACACUCUGCGUUGCAGCUCUUCUGCACUAUCAGCGAACGGAACCGGAGAGUGGUCUCUUGCGUCGAAUCAUUCAUGCGAUCCAGAGAUGGUUUGCCAUGUAG
Molecule: messenger RNA, 726 nt
Organism: Cyphellophora attinorum
Lineage: Eukaryota; Fungi; Ascomycota; Eurotiomycetes; Chaetothyriales; Cyphellophoraceae
Exons: 2
Coding region: 1-726 (241 amino acids)
Source: RefSeq, a predicted model, not a curated record